AUGCACGCAGUCAAAUGUCGAAGCUCAUCUGGUAGUGAGACUGAUCGACCCGCUUUCAUCUCAACUUGGACUGCUCCACACGGCCGUCUUCCAACGGCACAGGGUUCUCGGCUUUUGGAGAACUUCGAAGUCUCGGCGUCACCGCUGCUAGACUUCGACGACGACGAUAAUUGCAUCACGGCUGCGCGUGCUGCUGCGAACCCGGCUCUAGGUCUGAGUCGACUCCGGCGUCGAUGGAGCGCCCAAACGCGAAGGAAGCCCGAACACACAGCAGAGAAUUCCGAUGUUCUGGGAAGACAAGUUCCAUUCUCUCUUCCCCCUUCUGGUACACGGAAGGUAAAGGCGAGACCGUUGUCAUUUCCUGCCGGGACGUCUUGGCCUGUGUGGUCCAAUAAGGAUCGGCCUCUGGAUGUGGGAGAGAGAGAUGGCGGUGGCGAAGCAGAUAAGGCCCGGAAGUGUGAUGAUGGCAGUCACCACAGCGGCAACGAGACUACUGACUCCAAGCCUAGGUCGAGCGUUCUUCAAGUUCAUCCUGUCGGUGCCACUGUGACUCUAAGCAGCGGGGUCGACAUCGACAUCCAUAAGCGCGACGGUGGUAUCGGUACCGGGCAAGUCAAGCUAGAGAGAUCUAGGUCAGAACGUCAUUCAUCGAGGGUAUCAACCAACCGUCUUCGGAAGCGGUUCAGUUGGAGGAGGUCCAGUUGGGCAGCUUCAGGUUCGCGUCAGGAUCUGGCAGGUCCAGAUUAUGGAUCUGGCGUAACAUUAACGUCCGAGUCGGACUCGACAACAGGAGGAGCUCUGAAAUCGGGGCUAGGAUUCGACGUGGUGGAACUCGAGGACAGUCCGCCGCUGCCAGUAGCAAUGAUGGACCUCCAUGUGAAGAUGGAAAAUGGCUUUGCUUUCGGUUCAUCGUUGUCGUUUUUGGGCCCUCGUUCAGAGCGUGGGCGGGCGAUGUCAAUAAGUACUGUCACGUCCGUUCGAGACGCUCAUGAUGUGAGCGAGUUGAGCGGAAAUGUACGUGCUGCGGAACUUGAAGACUCGGAGGGCGACGUACCACCAUCACCGAUGAUAUUCGCAUCUCGGGUUAGCGGGUUAGCCGAGAUGGAGGUCGACCUGGAUCAGGAUACUGCGAAGGGAAUAUGGAUGGCAUUUGACAAGAUUGAGGUUGCGGACGUUGAGGACGUUGAGACGGCGGUGAAGGUGUGA
Molecule: messenger RNA, 1206 nt
Organism: Pisolithus orientalis
Lineage: Eukaryota; Fungi; Basidiomycota; Agaricomycetes; Boletales; Pisolithaceae
Exons: 3
Coding region: 1-1206 (401 amino acids)
Source: RefSeq, a predicted model, not a curated record